This is a messenger RNA of Jaculus jaculus (lesser Egyptian jerboa), 719 nucleotides long. It is a transcript of the gene Vamp8, whose product is annotated as vesicle associated membrane protein 8. Gene Ontology annotation, biological process: vesicle fusion; SNARE complex assembly; vesicle-mediated transport. Gene Ontology annotation, cellular component: SNARE complex; plasma membrane. Gene Ontology annotation, molecular function: syntaxin binding; SNAP receptor activity. NCBI's taxonomy places the organism in Eukaryota, Metazoa, Chordata, Mammalia, Rodentia, Dipodidae. The transcript is spliced from 3 exons. The coding region runs from base 139 to 444 and encodes 101 amino acids. The record is from RefSeq and is a predicted model, not a curated record.
GGCGCGGGGCGGCGGGAGCUGCGGGAUGGGCCGGAGGCCGGCUGCGAGUGGGAGCAAGCAGGAAGUGGAGCGCGGGCCGCCCGGGGAGGGAGCCGCCCGGCGAGUUCAGGCUGUUGACAGGCCCGAGCGCCCCGCGACAUGGAGGAGGCCGGCGGAAGCGCAGGAAAUGACCGCGUGCGGAAUCUGCAGAGUGAGGUGGAGGGCGUCAAGAAUAUUAUGACCCAGAAUGUGGAGCGGAUUCUGGCUCGUGGGGAGAACUUGGACCAUCUCCGCAACAAGACAGAAGAUUUGGAAGCUACGUCUGAGCACUUCAAGACAACGUCACAAAAGGUGGCCCGGAAGUUCUGGUGGAAGAAUGUGAAGAUGAUUGUCCUCAUCUGUGUGAUUGUUUUUAUCAUCAUCCUCCUUGUGGUGCUCCUUGCCACUGGUGCCAUCCCCACUUAGGGAGCCCCUCCUGCUCCACUUUCCUCUUCAGGGGAAACCCUACAUAAUGAAUGCCAAGAGGUGCCCUCUCCUAUCCUCCUCCACAGGAAUGCUGCUUGGUCCCAUGAGUAGCCAUUGUACACCAUAGAAGCACGUUGAUCUCCUGCAAGGAGACAGAUGAACUGUGGCUCUAUCUCAUGGGUCCUUCGAGUCGGUUGGAGAGACCCAGAGGUCCCUGCGUGUGGCUGGGAGACUGUUGGUGGCUGGUGGGCAAUAAAGAUCUUUCAGUACCCCAA